UUGGACUUCUGCGUAGCUCUGGACCUGGCUUCCUCUCCUCUCCUCUCCUCUCCUCUGUCUGUGUACUAUGUUGACCUUCUGGGACUAGGCGGUACGGCCGUGGUGGACGAAAUUGCCCUCCAUUUUCGUUGAAAUCUCGAAACUUUUUCCCGUUUCCAGCCUUGGUCAAAGAUCCUUACUGCUAUUUGCCCUGCUUUCUCGCAUUUUUCUCUUUUAUUUCCCUCUCUUUCGACAACCACAGGGAGGGAGGGAGACUGCAAUGGAUUUCUUCGUCGAAGGUGUAGGGGAGAGCUCCUCUCCACCGCGCACCUUGAGUGGCUUCGGCAACUAUGAUGUGAGGAACGAUGUUUACAAUCGUUUAGUAGAAAACGGCCAUGGCCAAGAGGCGGAAUUUCGUGAGCAGCUAGACGCUCACUUCAACCGAUUGCCUCCGAGUUAUUUGCUUGAUGUUAACAUAGACAGAGCUGAAGAUGUUUUAUUACAUCAGAAACUUCUUGCCUUGGCAAGGGACCCAAGCAAGCGCCCUGUCUACAAUAUACGCUUUUUGGAGCACAUUUCUACUAGAAUGGAUGAUCGAGAUCAACAAAUUAUAAGUGCUCAUUCUAGCAUAAGGCCAUCUUCUCCCGCAUCUAAUGGGGAAGCUGAAUCAUCUCAUAAAAGGGCAAGAGACUGUGCAGCUGAGUUUGAGCCUUGCUCUAAGCUUGAAGAUCUUAAUUUGGAUGUUGGAAAGAACUCCAAGGAGGUUACUGACAAUUACUCCCAGAUGCAUGAGCAACUGAGUAUUCCAGUUCAUGAAGUUAUAUUUUCUGCCAUUGACAAGCCAAAGCUUUUAAGCCAGCUGUCUGCGUUGCUGUCUGAUAUUGGACUUAACAUCCGUGAAGCACAUGUUUUUUCAACGACGGAUGGCUACUCCCUUGAUGUAUUUGUUGUGGAUGGAUGGCCAGUAGAGGACACGCAUGGGUUGUAUGAGGCCAUGGAGAAAGCUGUUGCAAGAAGUGAGGGGUCUUGGUCUCGUUCUUUGAACUCCCAUACAACUGCAGAGAAGGCGAUAGUAGGAGAAGCAAAAUCUGGUGAUUGGGAAAUAGACAGGAGGCUGCUUAAAAUAGGAGAUAGAAUAGCAUCUGGAUCUUGUGGAGAUUUGUAUCAUGGAGUUUAUCUGGGUCAAGAUGUUGCUGUUAAGAUUUUGAGAUCUGAGCAUUUGAACGAUGCUUUAGAGGAUGAGUUUGCUCAAGAAGUGGCAAUUCUUAGGCAGGUGCAUCAUAAAAAUGUUGUUCGUUUCAUUGGUGCAUGUACAAAAUCUCCACAUUUGUGGAUUGUAACAGAGUAUAUGCCUGGAGGAAGUCUGUAUGAUUACUUGCAUAAAAACCAUAAUAUGCUCGAUCUCUCUCAACUACUGAAGUUUGCGAUUGAUGUCUGUAAGGGUAUGGAGUAUUUGCACAGAAACAAUAUAAUUCACAGGGAUCUGAAGACAGCCAAUCUGUUGAUGGAUACCCACGAUGUUGUUAAAGUAGCAGAUUUUGGAGUAGCUCGGUUCCUGAAUCAGGGGGGAGUGAUGACUGCAGAAACUGGAACAUACAGAUGGAUGGCUCCGGAGGUUAUAAACCAUCAACCUUAUGAUCAGAAAGCUGAUGUAUUCAGUUUUUCCAUAGUACUGUGGGAACUAGUAACUGCAAAGGUACCAUAUGAUGCCAUGACUCCACUACAAGCUGCCCUAGGCGUGAGACAGGAGUGCACUGGGAUUCUACAUUUCAGUUGGUAUUCAACAAGGAGUGUGUCAUUGUGUCUGACCCAACAGUGAUUUACAUCCUUUCAGGGGUUACGCCCGGAACUUCCAAAGCAAGGGCACCCUAAACUAAUAGAUUUAAUGCAAAGAUGUUGGGAAGCAAUUCC
Molecule: messenger RNA, 1890 nt
Organism: Neltuma alba
Lineage: Eukaryota; Viridiplantae; Streptophyta; Magnoliopsida; Fabales; Fabaceae
Product: serine/threonine-protein kinase STY46-like
Exons: 15
Coding region: 260-1798 (512 amino acids)
Biological process (GO): protein phosphorylation
Molecular function (GO): ATP binding; protein serine/threonine kinase activity
Source: RefSeq, a predicted model, not a curated record